AUGGAUGCAAAAUUUCAUCAUAAAGAGAGAAAAAUCGUUCCGCGUUUUCGUCGUAAAAACGCAAAUAAUAAUUUAAUCGAUGCUGAUGACGCCGAAGCUCAAGCUUUGAUCGACAAAGAAUUAGAAAGUCAUUACGUUUGGACAAGUGACACAAUUAAUGAAGAUUUCAAACAUCAAUUCGAUAAUUAUCAAAGUGAAGAAAAUAAUCAACAAAUUUCAAUCAAAGAUGAAAUUUACCAAAAUCAACUUUACGAUAUAAAUGAUGGAGAAAAUGAAGAUUUGUGGAAAAAGAAAGUCGAAUUAGAUGAAAAUUAUGAAGUAAAAUGGAGUGAUGAUCAACAAGAAAGAGAAAUUCAAUUUAAUAUUCAUUCAAUUCAAGACAAACAACAACAAUGGUCUUUAGAUAAUCAAAAUCACGAACGAAUUCAAUUAAAUCUUUUCGAUAAACAACAAUUAAAAAAUAAACACGAUUUAGAAACUGAUGAUUCAAAUCAAGAACAAAAUUUCAUUCAAGGCGAAGAAUUUCGAAAUCAAAUGAAAUUCGCUAUAGAAUCUCAAUUAAACGAUUUAAAUAUAUUUCCGGAAAACAAUGAAGAUCUUCGAUCGACCAUCAUCGAUCCGAAUCUUCCAAUAAUUGAUACAAAAUUAAGUUGUGAUCAAGAAGCGAUUAUUCUCGAAUGGAUUGAAGGAACAUCUGAAUAUCAAUUAUCAUUACCCGUUGAAAAACCUACUGAAGAAUAUUCACCACAAAAUGAUAAACAAAUUGAAAUUGAUUCGAAGAAUCUCAAGGCACUUCAUUGGUCAUUGGAUUUACUCAAAGAAAACUUGAUUUUAUCUUAUUUAAUUAGUUUACCAAGUAAUGAUCGAGAACAAUUGUCGAUUCCGGAAGAUCUUCAAGUGAAAUUAUCGAUCGAUGAUGAGAAGAAUUUACAAAUUUUCUCAUUAAAUGAUUCAAUAUUUUGUCAAACGAUAAGUUUAUCAUCGAAUGAUUUGAAACAACAAUUAUUAACCAUCAUUGAUUCAAUUCAAAUGAAACAAAACUUCGGAAUCGAUGAACAAAACUCAAUUUGUCAAUGGUCAUUAAACGAUUUGAAAAUAUUCAUUCAAAAUCUUUCACCAAAUGAAAUUCUUCAUCAUCUCUAUUCACCUGAAGACGCAACAAGUAUUUCACUUGAACAAAUUCUCAUUGAAAGUGAUGAAAUCAGUGCUCGUGCAUUUCGUCGUUAUCGUUGUAAACAUAUGUCGAUAAAAAGUGAAGAAAAACAACAAUUUGAUUCAACGGAAAGUUCACAUUUAGAAUUCAAAGGAAAUGAAACCAUUGCGAUUGGAGAAGAACAAAUACAAAAUGAUUUCGAUGAACAACAAUCAUUCAAAGAUAUAACAACAUGUGAAAUUCUAUUAAAUGAAAAUAUUUCUCAAUCUUACGAUAUUAAAGCGAGUGAAAGUUCUCCUAUUAAACUUGGUCCAUGUUUAUUUCGAUCGGAUUACGAACGUGAACCACCGAAAACUUGGUCACGUCUUCGUCGUGAAAUCGGUUACAUUUCUUACGAUGCUUCACUUGCUCAACCAACUUAUCAUCUCGAUAAAUCAUUCAAACGUUAUGUUCACAUUCCUAAACAACGAACUCAAUGUUCUUAUAAUGUUUAUCGUGGUUAUGAAGAAUUCAAAGAAAAAGCUCGAUUAAAUCCUGAGAAUUAUUUUCGUCCUCAUGAUGGAACUGAUCUUCGUCCAUUACUUUCCUGGUAUUCACAAAAACAACAUCUAUUCUCGAAAACAAAUUCUACUCUAUUAAAACCACCAACAUUCAUCUGUCGAAGAUUAGUUUUACGAACAAUUUUAGCUAAUCUUUAUUGUGAUAGUGAUCCAUGGAAAUUACUUGUUGUUCGAAUCAAAGGACAAUUCUAUUUAGCCAUUGCAAAUAAAGCAACGAGACAUGUAGAAAAUAUGACAGAAGAUGAAUAUAGUGGAUAUAAAUUUGAACAACUUUUUACAACACAACAACCGAAUACAACGAGAUUUGAAGAACAAAUUCCUCUAGACAAACCUCAAGAACAAUUUCAUACUGUACAAUAUUGGAGAUUUGGAGAAUUUAAUAUUCUCUAUUCAAAUGAAAUUGAUGGAGAAAUUCAUCAAGAUAUGAUACCGAAACAAACGGAUGAGUCAGUAAAAGUCAAUUUAACACAAUCGACAGAAAACGAAGAAGAAGAAGAAGAAGAUAGGGACGAUGUAGUUGAAGAUGAAAAUAAAGUGGCUCAAAUCAAUGAAAAUCUUGAAGUUAUUCAAACUGAUGAAAACGAAACAGUUGACAAGAAAAAACGUUUUGAAAAUGAAAUCAAAGCUGGUUAUGUCGAAAUGAAAUGUACAAACAAAAAAAUCUUCUAUCGCGAUGAAAAUAAAUUACAAACACUUUUCUGGUGGGCACAAAUGUGGUUAGCAAAUGUCAACACACUCAUGAUUGGUUACAAAUCUUCUAAUGAUGGAACUAUUAAUCAAAUCGAUUUAUUUUCUAUUCAAAAACUUAUCUGGAAGUUUCUUUCUCGUUACGAUCUUUAUCUUAAAUAUUGUCUUUCUUAUCUUUAUUCAUUUCUUCAAUUAAUUCAACAAACAAUUCAUAUUGAUGAUCCAAAUACAAUUCACGCAUUUGCUUAUAUUCCUCAACCUUUAGAAAUCGAUCCAUUGACUGGAGAAGCUGUGCAAGUUGAUUUACCGCAAUGUGUUCCUUUUCGUUACACACAAAUCAAAAGAUCCAAUCAACGACACGCGAAUUUAAUGCCUGAAUGGUAUCUACAAGAAAUUCUACGAGCAAUUCCAAUACGAGGAAUUAUUGAUGAGAAAACAAUUGAACAGGAAAUGAAAAAACGAAUUGGUCAUCGAGGAAGAGCAUCGUGUAUACUUAAACAAGAAGAAAAUCACGAAAAAAAACGUCCGAAGAAAAAAAAAUAG
This is a messenger RNA of Adineta ricciae, 2943 nucleotides long. NCBI's taxonomy places the organism in Eukaryota, Metazoa, Rotifera, Eurotatoria, Adinetida, Adinetidae. The record is from the annotation of a GenBank genome assembly.